Cucumis sativus (cucumber) is the source of this 1071-nucleotide messenger RNA. It is a transcript of the gene GS1, whose product is annotated as glutamine synthetase cytosolic isozyme-like. Lineage: Eukaryota; Viridiplantae; Streptophyta; Magnoliopsida; Cucurbitales; Cucurbitaceae. Gene Ontology annotation, molecular function: glutamine synthetase activity. The transcript is spliced from 12 exons. Bases 1 to 1071 code for a protein of 356 amino acids. Gene Ontology annotation, cellular component: cytoplasm. The record is from RefSeq and is marked provisional.
AUGUCUCUGCUCUCCGAUCUCGUCAACCUCAACCUCUCUGACUCCACCGAGAAGAUCAUUGCAGAGUACAUAUGGAUUGGUGGAUCAGGCAUGGAUCUCAGAAGCAAAGCAAGGACCCUUUCUGGCCCUGUAAGCGAUCCUUCUAAGCUUCCCAAAUGGAAUUAUGAUGGAUCUAGUACAGGCCAAGCCCCAGGAGAAGACAGUGAAGUGAUCCUUUACCCACAAGCAAUUUUUAGGGACCCAUUUAGGAGAGGCAACAAUAUUCUUGUUGUAUGUGAUACUUACACACCAGCUGGUGAGCCUAUCCCCACAAACAAGAGACAUGCUGCUGCCAAGAUCUUCAGCCAUCCUGAUGUUGUUGCUGAAGUACCAUGGUAUGGUAUUGAGCAAGAGUACACCUUGUUGCAGAAGGAUGUAAAAUGGCCAAUUGGGUGGCCAAUUGGUGGUUUCCCUGGGCCACAGGGACCGUACUAUUGUGGUGUCGGUGUUGACAAAGCCUUUGGUCGUGACAUCGUUGAUGCCCAUUACAAAGCCUGUUUAUAUGCUGGUGUUAACAUCAGUGGUAUUAACGGAGAAGUGAUGCCAGGGCAGUGGGAAUUUCAAGUUGGUCCUUCAGUUGGUAUUUCUGCUGGGGAUGAAAUAUGGGUUGCUCGUUACAUCUUAGAGAGGAUAACAGAGAUUGCUGGAGUAGUUCUUUCUUUUGAUCCAAAACCAAUCCAGGGAGAUUGGAAUGGAGCAGGCGCUCACACAAACUACAGUACGAAGUCGAUGAGGGAAGAAGGAGGUUACGAGGUGAUCAAGAAAGCAAUUGAGAAGUUGAAGCUUAGGCACAAAGAACACAUUGCUGCAUAUGGAGAAGGCAAUGAGCGUCGUCUCACAGGGCGACAUGAAACAGCUGACAUCCACACCUUCUCUUGGGGUGUUGCAAAUCGCGGUGCAUCUGUUAGAGUAGGACGAGACACUGAAAAAGAAGGAAAGGGAUACUUUGAGGACCGGAGACCUGCGUCAAACAUGGACCCAUAUGUUGUAACUUCCAUGGUUGCUGAAACCACCAUCUUGUGGAAGCCAUGA